This is a messenger RNA of Anopheles nili, 3948 nucleotides long. RefSeq names its product meiosis regulator and mRNA stability factor 1 (gene Marf1). NCBI's taxonomy places the organism in Eukaryota, Metazoa, Arthropoda, Insecta, Diptera, Culicidae. The transcript has 10 exons. Bases 1 to 3948 code for a protein of 1315 amino acids. The record is from RefSeq and is a predicted model, not a curated record. Gene Ontology annotation, molecular function: nucleic acid binding.
AUGAAUAAUAGCAACACGUACUUUGAGAUGCAACCGUUUCCGGACGUGGUGGCGAAUUUGGCCGCAGAAAAAGCCAAGAUGUUCAACACCAAGCAGCCGAACAACGGAUUGGGUGGUUAUAACAUGAAAUUUUAUAACUACUAUCAGCAAUCUACGCCAUAUGUCCCACAAAUAUAUGGCAACUGCUUCCAGAAGCAGCGCUAUACACCAUAUCCGAGCCGCAAUUGCACCGGAACCGGCGUUGGCCCUAGCAACUGGGGCGCUACCGCUAAUCAUAGCAACCUGCCGCAGUUGCUUCAUCCGCAGUCUCAGCAAUUGCAAUCGUCCUUCCAGCUAGGAAGCAACGGGAAUAGUCAACAGAUGUCGAGUAAUAAAUCCCUCAACUCGUCGCUGAACAGUAGCAGCUACUCGGACUCCGGCAAGAAUUCCACGUUCUUAAGCAGCCAUAGUGGCUGCAGUAGCCCCCAUCAAAGUACCUACUCCUCGGACAGUGCCAGCAUGACGAGCAGCAACAGUAUGAUCAACACGAGUGGUGGUCCAGGCACCUGUUCAAGUUUAUUUAGCUCCUCCGUAUCACCGAUACCACAGGCACCGGCAUCGCUGCCACCAACGUUGAACGCUGGCGUGCGUACAACCUACAUUUCAUCGGUGGAACAACCCGAGCAAAAGGAGAUGGUUGUGCUGCAGAUUAGCAACUUGGAUGCAUCCAUCGAGGAGCAUAAGAUGCACCAAUUUCUCAUGUGCCAGCUGAAGCCAAUAACGCCGGUCUUAGCACUUACCAUCGAAAGCCCGUCGUUGGCAAAAGUGAAAGUUCCAUCAGCACAGUGUGCCAAACAAGUGGUGGCUAAUCUGCACCGAAAGAAGAUCGGCCACAAGCGUAUGGUUGUGUCCUACAUAAAGGAUCCUUCAUCGGCUGAAUCGUCCGCUCUGCGCUGUCAGGUGGCGGGUCUCCUGAAGGACGUUCCGUUCUACAGCUUGCCGAUUAAUCGCUUUCGUGAGUUGUUUCAAUCGCGCUUCAAGUCGUCGAUUAGCGUGCUCGAUUUGUAUCGCAUGCAGGACGUGUGUACGAUAACCCUCGACAAGAACGAUGAGAAACACAUCUCACUCCAGCCAGCAUUAAUCGAUACGUUGAAGAAUAGCUCGCUAGUAGAGGCUUCACAACACAGCGUCCCUUACUGUAUGUACCAUUUCAAGCAAGAGAAGGAAAAAGGAUGGGCAGAACAAGAGGUUCUGCCAUUACCAAAUGUAAUGAUGAGCAUCAACCAACUGCAGUCACUCGUUUAUUCGCUGCUGAAGUCGCACAAGAACGACAUUCCAGUUGCCAGCGUUCUGUACUGUAUUGAGAGCGAGCUGCAGGUUAAGAUUCUCCCCAACGAUAAUGGAGUGCCACUCGAGCACCUUCUUUGCUGUAUUCGGGGUGUACAAAUCGCGAAUAAUAGCUUCGGAAUAAAGGUACUUUCCUGGAUGGAUCACGAGCAGAAUUCCACCAAGGAUAACGAAGAUGCAUGGUCCACAAAUCUUCGUUACAUGCCGAAAGGCCCAUCAAAUGAAUUUCUACAACAGAUUUCCCGCGAAGUUGUCGAGCUGAUUAAGAUGUCCCCCAAAUCCACUAUGAAAUUUACGCGUUUCAUCCCUGCCUACCACAAUCACUUUGGCAAGCAGUGUCGAGUGGCCGACUAUGGGUACACACGUUUGAUUGAGCUCUUCGAGGCGCUAGCACCGGUAGUGCAAGUGAUGGGAGAUGGUGAAAAUCGACAUAUUACACUGACGCAUCGUACGCAGAUACGGCGCUUCACGAAUGACCUGCUAAAAAUAUUGCGAAACCGAGCGAACAAGUCGAUACUCUUGUCCCAGCUUCCUACGGUGUUUUUACACGUUCAAAAUCGCCCUUUCGACGUCACUGACUAUGGCGUGUGCGAUCUGCUAGACAUGGUGGACGGAUUGGUUUACAGCAACACCAUCAUGACGCAGCUGCACAACGAAAAUGAUGUGAUCAUGUCGAUCGUCAAGCGCAAGCAAACUCUAUCCGAGUUGGAGAAGACAAGUGUUUUUGCCGGCGAAGUGGUAGAGCUGUUCCGUAAGGCUCCUCAGUUCUCAAUCCUCUUUAAGAAGUUUGUCCGGUCAUACCACUAUCAUUUCGGGUACCAGUGUCGUCUUAGCGAUUACGGGUUACUAAAGCUGGCAGACUUAUUGGAGGCAAUCAGCGGAAUCGUCGAGAUGGAACAGACCAACGAUGAAGAUCGCAAAAUCUUUCUCAAUUACCAAGUAGCCAUGCGAAUGUUUGCCGAACAGGUGCAAGAUAUUAUCAAGACUUGCACGGGCAAAUCUUCAACCAUGGUGCGACUAAGCGCCAUCCUCGAAAUUCACAAGAAUCAAUACGGCUAUCAGCUUCAGGCAAGCUGUCUUGGAUUUAGCAACAUAUAUGAUGCAAUUAAGGCGUUACCGUUCACAGAGAUAUUUGAAUCCGGAGGCGAGUUCAUGGUGAUCUCCCAUUUAGAAGAGCCUUCCUUUCGAAUGCGCACGUACGCGGCGUGUGUAGUUUUGAUUGAAUCCCGGAAGGAUCGACUGACCGUAUCUGAGCUGAUACGAGGCUACCAGCAACGGUUCAAAGAGUUCCUGAAUGAAAAACAAAUAAGCGUCAUGAAACACGCUCUGACGAUCGAAAUGGAUAAAGGGACGCAGACGGUGACAAUGACGGCAUUGAUGAGGUUUGUCGUGCGUAUCGUGCAAGCGGUUAAACAGCGAGCACCGAUCAAUGUUUAUGAUCUGAAAAUGGCUUUGAAUGUGUCACUGGGAACGUGCUUUGAAUUAGGUUACCCAAAUUUUCUGACUGUAUUGAAUACGUUUUCGGAUGUGUUUGUGGCCAAUAAUUCUUCUUUCAUCACAGAAAAAAGUGACAUUGAGCUGAAUCGUGACUGCAUUUUAUCGAAACCAUGGUUUGCCAAUGAAGACAAUCCCUCGCAGAUGAGCAGUUCUAUAGGAAGUUCAAUGGCAAAUUUCAAACUUCCAUCAGUAGAUCCUCGUUACCGAAUGCCGGCGAAUUUAUCAGGAGCUGGCGCCUUAAGAAAUCUUGGACCAGUGCGUAACGUAACCAAUAACAAUAUUUCUCAACAGCAGCAGCAGCUUCAAUCGAUGAGAAACGACAAUACAUUGUCUCUGGUCAAAGUAUUGCAGCAACAGCAACAACAGCAACACUAUCAGCCCAUUCACCAGACGCAAACAAUGCAAGGAAUGCAAAAUUCUCUGCAAUAUAAUCAACAAAUACAAUCGUCAAUAGUUCCUUAUUAUGCCAACAAUCGCACGCUUAAUACGGGGGCACCCAAUUCCUACGGGAAUGGAAAUGGCGUAAAUUCAUCGAUGCUCACUCUCCCUCUGGGAAUGGCUUCAACUUUUGGACUUCAAGCCAACGGUCUAGAUGACGCGGGGGACAAGGAAAAUCUAUUUUCAACACAAAAUACUUACGGAAUCCAUGAACCGAUGACGGCAAGCUUAAGCAGUAAAUUUGCUUCUGCCAGUUCACAGGGUCCAUCGCUAGAUGCGUUCCAGAAUGUACCAUUGCUGGCUGCUUCUGCACCAUCGCAAUUCCAUUCCAGUGACAUGGCGGCGUCUAAUCCUAGUACAUCAUCAUUACUAAACUGGAGAGCAAAGGAUGAAAAUAUUACGGCACUAUCACUGCAUCGAAACUCCAUACUGGAGUUGCUUUCAAAGUAUUCAGAACCCCCAAAGCCUGAUACUCCACCACCAACGAAUCUUCCCUACUGGCUCGAUCCGACUUGGACCGAUUCGUUACCCCUUCCAGAAGACUACUCUAUGUGCACUGAUUCUGGAAAAUCUCUCAACAUUCCGAUCCCAGAGCUGAAAACGUUUAGCAACCUUCCGCCACUCGACACACCAAACAUACUACUGUGCGAUAAGCUAUUGCGCUUUACUUUCGAUGAAGAUAAGUAA